AUGAAUGGCAUGCAAACUGCUCAACAGCUACGAGAAAAAGGCAAUGCUUUGUAUAAAAGCGGGAAACUUACUGAAGCUAUAAAAUCCUACCAAGACGCUGCUCAUCACGCUGGAAACGACGACUAUCUCCCAUGGUCAAACCUCUCAGCAGCCUACUUUGAGGCUGGUCAGUAUGAGCAAUCGGCUGAAAGCGCUCUGCGCGCGCUGGCACUUUGCAGCAAGAACGACAGCAACCAGAAUGAGGCUACCAACCUCGAAAGGAAGCUUGCCCCCCGCGUGAUCCGCGCAUAUCUGCAUACCCACCAGUAUGCCAUGGCUAGGCUGUGGCUCAAAAGGUAUGGGGCUUCCGCCGCUGCCGACGAGUCGCUCCAGUAUCAGGCAUCUCUAGAUCAAGCCGAGGCAGUGAGGGAGGCAGCGCCGGAUGAGAAAAGGUUUCGGCGGGAUCUUCAAGCAAAAGUUCCUCGCUAUAGACCUCAGUACGACGUCUACCACGAAUUCUACAACGUGGGCCACGAUGAAAUCAUAGACAUGCUAGACUUUUCGAUGCUUUCAGACUUGAAGAAAGACGUCUCCAUGUUCUUCGCCGGCAUCGGUGACGCUCGCCACUUUUACGGCCAGCUCGUGAUCCUCAACAUGACCUCUGAGCGCAUGGCCGCCCCCUCGCCGGUUAAACGGCGGUAUCAUUUCAGCAUGAACGACAGGAAAGCCGGUACGUUUGCGCGCAACCUUGUGCUGUUCGUCCUCUUGGACGAGCUCGCCGUGAAUAAGAACAUGCCGCAGGCCCAGAGGACGGAGCUGUACACGGUUGUGUACUUUUUGUUCCUGGGCGCCAUUAUACCGCGCUUUGUGGUAGCCCGCCUUGAUAGCGUUAUUGACAUGGUCAUUGAAAGGCUUGAAAAUAGUGACCCUGGCACGACUACUGCUGUUCUUCCCUGGGUCCAGGUGUACGCCCCGGACCGGCCGGAGAUCUUGCGUGCGCUCAAGUCGUGGAAGAGUGAUGGUUCGCUCACGCCCCAGUUCAGCACCGCGCGUACCAUGGAAUUGACCGUGAUGGGGUUGGGUAUGCAUAGGGCAAUGAUGUCGGAACAUCGAGCACCGCCGGGCUGCCAAAAGGAGAUGGAGACGUUCUUCGAGGUACCGUUUCUGCAGCCGCCGCGGAGUAUGUUGAAAGAGCACGAACCGGAGCUGCUAAAGCUGUUGGACGGAGCAGCCUCGGUGCAGAAGCUGGAAACCUAUCUCACUGCCAACUGGGCUACAAACCCGACUCUGCUCGACGAGGACUGGCAUGUAAAGGCAGGAUGCGAUAUCUACACGGGUUGGGAUCCGUUCGAUACCUACCAAGCCUUGCACCAAAUCCUAUCCUUACAGGAAAAAGGAGGGCCCCGGAAGACGAAGCUGUUUGACCACGUGUCUUACUUUUUCCAGAGCAUAGUCGUGGCUCUCCGCAGAAUCCGUGGCCGGCUCACAACCGAGUUUCUCCUCGGCGAUGCUGCUGAUGUCAUUGAUGCAGUGCGCCACGGACUCAUCGAGAGCCGCGAUGCCACAGCGCCUGCUGCCUUUGAUAUGGUUCAUUUGUCCAAUGUGCCGGAUUACAUCGGUGGCAGCUUUUUCACAUUCACGACCGCGGCCAAGAUCCUGAAGAACUCGCAGGCGGCAAAACUCAAUACCACCUGUCUACGCAACACGUCGCUGUGGCAAUCUCAAGACGAGUUUCACUGCGAGUACAUGGCAGUAAGCGACACGAAGAUGCUGUCUCGCGUCACCGACCUGCACUUGACCGGCAAGGAGGAUGAUGAUCCCCUUGACCCCAUGUCAGGAUACAUGGAAUGGAGACGGAGUCGCCUGGUGAAACCAGUGCUGCCGUACGAGGAUCUACUUCCGCGCGCCGAGUUGACGCGGUUUUUGCACAUGCAUUUCUUCAAACUGGCGCUGCCUCGCGGGCGGAAAUCGUCGGACGACAAUUACCACGCCUUUAUACACCCAAAUCUAAAUCUGACCUGUUUCUUCCGUCUUUUGAUCCAUCUCCACGAGCUAGGGUAUCCGGCACACUGGCUUGCGGAUGUAUUGGGCAAGAUACUGGACAACCAAGUCGUCACAACAGCACGACCACCGCGCUCACUUCCUCUACAGCCUCGAGAGCUUUCCCACCACAGCAACGCGCCAGCAGAAGUGUGUGUUGGGCCAUUCGUCGGCGAAAUGUCAACACUCACCGUUUUGUUCCAGCGUAUCCUCCCAUUUACCCCUUUUAGUAAUGCUUUGCCAUCUGUCGACAUGGUUCACCAAUACAGCAUGCAACUCAACUGGCUCGGACCGCCCAAAAACAACGACGCGGCCGCCAUGGUCCUUUUCUUCUUUGACUUGGAAACUCACUAUCCUGGCGACAACAUACGCGAUGACCUCGACUCUUCUUAUUCUUCUUUUUCUUCUGCCUCACGGUCAAACGCGUUGAAACAGUUCCGAGAACACGGCUCCGUCGUGAUAACAAGUUUUACCUAUACCGGACUGCAAAACAGCCGCACUGUCAGAUUCUGGAUGAGAGAGGACAUCAUGGACCGAAUCUGCGAGCAAAACGAGCAUUGGUCGUGCGCGGUGUGGCGCGUGGAUGACUGGCAGCGACUUACCACGUUUCCUGAGGAUGUGUCUCUCCUCGUCAAGGAGAAAAAAUGGGUGGAUGGCAAAUCCUGA
This is a messenger RNA of Talaromyces rugulosus, 2685 nucleotides long. RefSeq lists its product as uncharacterized. Lineage: Eukaryota; Fungi; Ascomycota; Eurotiomycetes; Eurotiales; Trichocomaceae. Bases 1 to 2685 code for a protein of 894 amino acids. Gene Ontology annotation, molecular function: protein binding. The transcript is spliced from 3 exons. The record is from RefSeq and is a predicted model, not a curated record.